GUUGCCGGCAAUUAAAAGAAACGCCGGUGACUGGCCACCGUUAUCCUAAGAGAUAGAGAUCAACUGUGACGGGGUCGGACAAAAAUAAUGGAAAACGAAACCACAAAGGCUUCGUCUCUAAGAUGGAGAAUUCUUCGUCAAGCUCUUCUCCGCCGUCGACCACCCCAACCUCCCGAUGAUGAAUCUGAGAUCGGAAUAGAGCGGAUUUCUAGGAAGGCCGUUAAUGGCUUUAACCUGAUACCUUGUUGUUUGGUGAACGAUGACGACGCCGACGACCACUCAGCUUCGUCGUCAAAGUCAAACCGCCCAAGGGAAGCUACUGUAUGCUACACCUUACCCGUUGAAGGUGCUCCCAAACUUUUCCUAACCCAAAGGAUGGACAGCCUUGCCAACCUCGAUGAUUUCGAGAUUUGUAAUAAAUAUGAUAUCGACAACACCGGGCUUGUGUGUCAGUGGCCGUCAGAAGAUGUACUCGCUUAUUUUUGCUUGUCACAUGCAGACAUGUUCAGGUCCAAAAGAGUUAUUGAACUUGGAUCAGGUUAUGGCUUAGCUGGUUUAGUUAUUGCAGCAGUUACUGAGGCAUCAGAAGUUAUAAUCUCAGAUGGAAAUCCUCAAGUGGUUAAUUAUAUUGAGCGUAAUAUCAAUGCCAACUCUGGAGCAUUUCUUGGUACAAAAGUGAAGUCUGUGACAUUGCAUUGGAAUCAUGAUAAAAUUGCAAAUAUGUCCAACACUUUUGAUCUUGUUGUUGCAAGUGACUGCACCUUUUUUAAGGAAUUCCACAAAGGACUCGCUCAAAUUGUCAAAUGCUUGUUAAAGAAAGUAGGACCAUCUGAAGCUUUAUUUUUCAGUCCUAAAAGAGGCGACUCGUUGGACAAGUUCCUAGAGCAAAUCAAAGAAAAUGGUUUGCAGUUCAGCAUAACAGAGAAUUAUGAUGCAGAAAUUUGGAAGCGACAUCAGAGGUUCAUGAAUGGUGAUACCUCAUGGACCAGCUACCAAAAGGAUCACUGCUACCCUUUACUGAUCAGGAUAUCGAGAUGAACUCUCUGUACCCAUUUUGUUAUCUGCACGUGUUUCGGGCAAUUUAUGUACAUUUUAGAAGAUGCAUAUGAUAGCAUGUGUGGAAUGUACUUGUUAGUCAAUCCAAAGUUGCAGAAAUUUCAAUCUCCAAUGUACAUAUUAAACAUAGUAUUCUUGCCCCAUCUAUUGGUGAAUGCCAUUGUUACUUAAAAGUGCAACAUUCACGUUAUCAUAUGGUUUACCAAUUAAAAUGGAAACUGUGAGAUUCCUGUU
This is a messenger RNA of Ziziphus jujuba (common jujube), 1290 nucleotides long. RefSeq names its product calmodulin-lysine N-methyltransferase. Lineage: Eukaryota; Viridiplantae; Streptophyta; Magnoliopsida; Rosales; Rhamnaceae. The transcript has 7 exons. Gene Ontology annotation, molecular function: calmodulin-lysine N-methyltransferase activity. The record is from RefSeq and is a predicted model, not a curated record. Bases 88 to 1038 code for a protein of 316 amino acids. Gene Ontology annotation, cellular component: cytoplasm.